ACUUUACUUCCUUUUACCAAAUUUUUUAUUCUAUUUAGUUACACAAUCAUGAAGCUGGAAAGUUGGUGUCUUACUGGUGAAGAGCAUGAUCAUCCCCAGGAUACGGUUAUCAGCAAACUAUUUGAGGAUCAAUUAGAAGAGAACUUGGAUCUCCAAAAUAAGGUGGCUGUAAUUCAUGCUGAAACCAAGGCAGAACUUACAUUUAAAGAGCUAAAUGAGAAAGCAAAUGUGUUGGCAAGAUUGAUUUUGCGAAAGGUUAAAAAAGAAGGAAUGCUGCCCAAUCAGGAUGGAGAUUACAUUGUUGGAUUAAGGUUUGUUCCUGAUGAAAGUCUUAUCAUCACCAUCUUAGCUUUGUUUAAAGCAGGUUUAGCCUAUGUUCCGUUAGCUCCAAAUUGGCCUGAGGGGAGAGUUCAGCAUAUCAUUAAUGAAGCUCAACCAAUCAUGCUGAUGACCAAUGCCAAGUCUGACAUCUUGGUAAAAGCUCAAAAAGAAUUGGCCAUUACCAAGAAGAGGCCAAUUUUUCAAUACAAAGAAAUGAUUGAGGAAGCCUAUAAAACAAACACUUCCAUCCUCAACCUGCCAUCUAAUCAAAUAUUGAACAACUCUUUAAAAGGAAGUCGUCUUUAUUCCGUUCUUUAUACAUCUGGUAGUACAGGUACUCCAAAAGGAGUAAGGCAUGUUCAUAGAGCAGCAUGCAAUAGAUUCUUUUGGCAAUGGAGAUGCUUCCCAUAUUCUGAAGAUGAGGUAUGUGUAUUUAAAACAACUCUGACUUUUGUUGAUUCUGUUACAGAGAUAUGGUCUCCUCUGCUUUCAGGGAAAAAGCUGGUAAUUUUUCCUACUAAAGUUACACAAAAUGUUGAAGACUUUGUUAAUAAGCUUGAAGAGUUCAAAAUUGGUCGAGUAUUUGUUGUAACUUCGUUGGUCCGAAACAUUCUGGCCUUCUGCCGUUUGAACAAGCAGAGGAAAAGGCUGCAAUUUGUCAAGAUCUGGGACUGCUCUGCUGAACCUGUCACAAAAGAUAUCCUUCUCUCUUUCUUUGAUUAUUUUCCCCAAGACCACAUGAUAUCAAAUUUUUAUGGCUCAACUGAAAUUAUGGAUGUAACUUAUGAAACUUUUAAAUCAAAGGAAAAUGUGUUGGAUGUCAGCAUGGAUGAUAAAAUACCCAUAGGCUACCCUGUUGAUAACACUAAAGCCUACAUUUUUGAUGAUAACCUACAGCCUGUUAAUGAAGGAACGAUUGGUAACUUAUAUAUUGCAAGCCGAAAUCUAGGUGCAGGUUAUGUUGGUGCUAAAGAGGGUGGGUUCCUAACAAAUCCACAUUGUGAAGCAAAGGAUGAUUACAAAAUACUAUAUAAAACAGGAGACUUUGCAAUCAAUAAGAACAGUCGUCUCUACUUUCAAGGAAGAGCAGAUUCUCAAGUCAAGAUCAGAGGUCACAGGGUUGAUUUAUCUGAAAUUGAGAAAGCUGUAACUGAUGUGAUAUCUGUAACAAAAGCCACUGUUCUUUGUUUCAGUCCAGGAAUGCCUAACCAAAAAGUUCUCUGCUUUUACACUGUAAAGGAAGGGUUUGUAAUGCCUGAACCAAAGCUUGAAGUUCACUUGUCAUCAGUACUUCCUGAUUAUAUGAUGCCAAAACUAAUCAAGCUUAAUAGUUUUCCACUCCUUGUAAAUGGAAAGAUUGAUAGGCAGGUUUUGCUACAGAAGUAUGAAGAUUCUUUGUCCUGCAGUCAAUUUGAAUUUGGUGAGGAAGAUCUUAAAGAAAUAGAGGAGAAUGAUCAUGCAAUGGCAAAGGUUUUGCUUAGCUCAGUUGCAUCUGUCAUACAGAAUCCUAAUCACAAGCCAACACUAGAGGAUAAUUUCUUUAACAUAGGUGGAGACUCAAUAAACAUGGUGAUGGUAAUUAGUAAGAUUAGUGACCAUGGUUACAAUAUUUCAGUCACUAACUUUGUCAUGAGUGCUAAACUCAAAGAUGUAAUCAAACAUCUUACUGCUGGUGAAAUUCAGGAAGAUUUGGAUCACGUUCUGAAGAAAAUGAGUGAAGAGAAUGAAUAUUCCAGCGGUGACCUAAAAGAAGAGCAUAAAGCUAUUGUGCUAGACAUGAUGAGUCGCAGUUUUGCUGAAAAGGGAGAUCUAACAACCCUGGCUACUGUCACAUAUGAAGUUCUUAUUGAACAACUUGAGGUAUUAUGGCCCUCCCUGCUAGCAGCAAACCUUAGCAUAGUUGUGUAUGACAAGAAAAAUAUCCCUAUCGCAGCAUGUCUAAACUUUGAUGCCAGGUCAUCUGAAGCUGCUCCUUUAUGUGCUAGAGCAGCAUUUUCAAGAAACAUGAAUGAUUUGGAACAAUCUGCUGGUAAAAAUGGUGAAGAGGAUCACACACCUGAACAUCCUGAAGCUGUAGAUGAGGUUCCUAUGUCUGUUGUUGAAUUCCUGGAGUCUGUUGAAGAACCCCUCAAGGAAAAGCAUAUUCCUAAGGAAAUGGGAAAGUUCAUUUACACUAGUAUGCUGGGAACUUCUAAAAAUCUAAGUCCCUUAGAGAACAUUAGAGUGGCACUUUUCAUGGAGCAGGAAAAUAUUCGUAAGGGAAGAGAGCGUGGAUUUUUGGGAAUCUUUACAGCAAAUGCAAACCGGCUAACCCAGCUGAUAUCAAGAACACUGAAGUAUCAGAUUUUGUCUACAAUACAAGUCAACCAGUACGAGGAUGAAAAUGGCUGCAGACCUUUUGGCGAAGCACCUGACGAUUUAGUGACUGAAAUUGCAAUUUUAAAGUUUUAACAUUUUUGCAAAUUGUAAUGCCUUCACAAGUUAGACAUUCAUUUAUUUUUUCAUAAAUACAAAUGCACAUUAAAAUUAGUAGAAAUAACAUUUGGGUAACAUUUUUGCUUAAAUUGUCAUAUUUACUGAACUGAGGCCUAACAAAUUUUUAGUAUUUAACUUUUUUUAUUACGUUUAGAUACACACAUUAAUUUAUCACUAAAAUAUUUGUAAUAUUUCAUUUCAGCAAUCCUAAGUAUAUAAU
This is a messenger RNA of Eurytemora carolleeae, 3016 nucleotides long. It is a transcript of the gene e, whose product is annotated as mycosubtilin synthase subunit C. The record is from RefSeq and is a predicted model, not a curated record. The transcript has 3 exons. Bases 49 to 2772 code for a protein of 907 amino acids. Lineage: Eukaryota; Metazoa; Arthropoda; Copepoda; Calanoida; Temoridae.